GGUGAGCUUGUGUUUCUCAUUUUCCUAGAACCGGGCGCACGCGCUAGUUGGCGCCAUCAGGCUCGUUGAUCCUUGACAACGGGAGUAUGUUUGAUUUGUUCGUACAGCAUCGGUGUCAUCGGUGUAAUAUCGUGUAUUGAUUUCGUAUUCGGCUGACGCAGAUUUAUUAUUCCUCUAACCGGUUUCGAACGUGAUGUCAUUGUCGCGGCAUAAGAAAUUCAAUGUAAAGACAUGUAUUCCCGUGUUUACUUUGUUGACGAGACCACGUGGGUCCUUGAAAUGUUACACUGCAUGUGUUGUCAUUGUACUUUAACGUAUUCCUAUGAUUUUACUCCAGUGUAGGCUCUAACUUCACGCUCGUCGAGCUGUUCAAAAUUCAAACGUUAUCAUCGUCACAUCUCGUACAUAUUCACGCUACAUUUUCCUUUGCACUUUAUUAGACUUUGCUAUUGACGAUUAUGCCGCCGGUGUUACCGCACAUUUGUCAAACGCUUGUCACUCGUGAUAAAUAUUUCAUCACGUGGUCUAAUGAUUAUCGGGGAAAUUAAUUUUGUAAUAUAAAAAAUAUAAUGUGUCAAAGUACACGUGAGUUUAUCGUAUGAUCUUCGACGCCUUUGAAAUUAAAAUCACAUAUUUUAUCUUUCGCCCUACACGUGUCAUAUCUACAUUUGUCUGAAUAGGUCUCGUUUCUCUUGGCGCAUAAAACUCGUCGAAUCAACACGGAAGAUUGACAACUAUUUUAAGCAACACGUGUCUACGAAUGUGUUUCGGAUCCAAUGAUUUCACGAAUAUCCAUAAUGUAUCUAAAAAUAACGCGCCGAUCGCGCGAAUCUUUAUAAUAUUAUCGCAAAUUUGUUGUGUAAUUACAACAUUACAAUACAAUUGUGUAAUUACAACAUUACAUUACAAUUUUAAUACAUGGAUAAUAACGAUAUUGACAAGGAUAAGUUUCGUCUUACUCCGAUACAAUAUCAUUGAAAUAGAUCGCGAAACGAUUUUUUUUUUCUCUUUAUGCUCUUUUAAAUUUUCGAAGGAGCGAGCACAUCUAGCGCAGCGAAACGUAAAAUGAGCCGCCGCAUUAUCAAGGGAAUUCUAUUCGAUUAAGAUUUAUUCGAGACCUUGGUGAUAAUGGUCCCGUAAUUCACGGAAGCUCUAUAAUUCAAGCGGUAAAGAUCAUACAUAACCGCUCUUAACGAAAGACUAGUCCACGUUAUCGUGAACGUGAACGUGCGUUUGGUCGAAUGCUGUCUUCGUGAGUAUUAAUUUUUUGCAACCAAGUUGACGUAAACGUUGCGAACGUUUUUUUGCGCGCUGCUCGUACGUCGAACUCUCUCGUGACAUUCUGCUUACGUCAUGUUCGUUAAUCCGAUAGAUCGAUAGCGGUCAGGCGAUAAACUGAAAAAAAAGCACAAUGCUAGAUCAUAUUAAUCAAACGGUCUAGGUGAAAAAUGAGGAUAAUUCGCGACAGAGUACGUGCUUCCCUAUGGGACCAUGGAGGAUGAAAUGUGACGGUUAACACACGGUCCCCGUGACCAGUGUGCGUAUUGCACUAUGGAUUAGAAUCAUCACGUCAGGUCAAGUGGUUAAAUUAUCCUGGUUGAUGCUUUGCACCUUCCAAUUGAUAUUAAUGGAGCCUUCGUUCAGAAGCGACUUUGCUGUCUCGAAGAAUAUUCUGGUGACGUUUCGCGGUGUCUUUUCCCUCUGGUAAUCGACCGUGAAAAAUCUAUCACGAAUUGAAUCCCAACUUAAACGAUCGUUGAUCGAAUCAACCGAUCCGUCGGAGAGAAAGACCAUUGACGCUCGAAAUCAAAAGCGGAAUAAUUGAGUUUGCUUUUAUACGGUUACAGCGGAUCCUAACGAUUAGGUGCAAUUUACAACGGGUACAUAGUAAUUUGUUCGUACGUACGCUACGAGUACGUACGUUUCGUUACUUGUUCUUGUAUAUAUCUUUUUUUUGUUGUAUCUACUAUUCAAAGUUAUUGGGCGCUUUUCAUUCGUUAUAACUUUCUACGUACAAUUUCCCUCUAUCUACUCGCGAACAAUUAUACUUAACGUCGGGGAAUUGUUACGGAAAGGACUUAACAGGUAAUAAAAGUAAUAUAUGUCAGUGGUAUGCGAAGAACGAGGCACGUAGCUCGGCGGAUCUUGCUUGUCAAACGGGUUCUUCAACUUUUAUAUCCUUAAUGUCGACGCCGAAACUGAAAUUUAUCCUCUGUUCCGAGUUGUACCGACUGCUUUAUUCGCUCAAGAAGUAGAUCUUGAUUUUCUUCAGUGUUCAUGACAACUGGACGACAUAAGGCGGAUAAUAUUUUCGAAUUGAAUUAUCCUUUUAAGUUCAAUGAACUGCUCAAUCGAUUCAAAUGAUCAGUUUAUGCACAAGACUGUACUUGAAAUACGUGCGCGCAGACGCGACGCGUGUAUUCCAAUUUUAUAUACGCGUGUAUUCAUUGCGUACCGACGACAUGCAGCUCCAAAUACACCCAACACAUGAGACGUUCACGCUCAUAAAUCGCGGCGUGUGAUUAUGUACGAUGUAUCUCGCCGAAUCUGAAGGAUGUCGCAGCUUCGAUAGAGUGUGAUCAGUGAACGGUGAAUGUAAGAUACUGUUUUUCCUUGACGAACUUCCCUCGAAAUUUGUAUCCAGUGUUACUUGUCUGUCACUGUUGCAACACAUUUGCAGGUUCACACGAUUGACUCCUCGUUAUCUUUCGGGUUUUUCAUUCGGUCGAUAUUUGUCUGUAAGAGUAAAAUACUUUUAAGAGCUAACGUGAACAUAUUUAUCGUGAAACUGUCGGAAAGAAUGCUCGCACAAGUUACAUCACGUAUUUGUAUAUUCCCUCUUUAUCAAUUAACGAGAUAAUGUUACGAUAGUUGAUGACCUGCAGAGCAACGGCUGUCUGCCUUGUCUGCAACGAUCGUGUCUUUUCUAUAAAUUUUAGACACACUUCCUUUUCCUUCUUUUAUCGAGGCCGACGUUGUUGCACAGAUGCACUAUAUAAUAACGUUUGCUCGUUAAAAUUCCUCAACGUUGGCCAAAUUAUCGAUCGACUCUGAUCUUCAUAUUCAAAACAUUUUUACUACGACCCACUUAUUCUUAGCACGUGAGAUACGGAUUAAUGAUUUGUCGGUUAUCUGUAUUAUUAAUUAAUUUAAGCAACGUGAUCGAACGACGUGGAAGUAAUCCAUUAUCUGCGUCAGAAUUAACAGAAGACGGGACGAUGUUAUAAUCCAUGCGACUCGAUUACGAGUUAUCAAAUGUUAUAAAAUAUCGUGGACUUUCAACUUUAAUAGUAACACGCUAUUAUCUCGCCGAAUGUCGAGGGGCAGUGGAGAAGGAGGGAAAAUAAAUAAGCGUGUAACAGUAAACGGGGUGAUCUUUUUAACUUGACUUCAGAACGUCUCUCGUGCUCGUGGAGAACCACGCGACAAUCCGUCUUGCGGCGUACACUUUAUCAACCAUCGCGAGAAAUUCAUUCAAGUUCUCUAGCCUUCUGCGAGUCUUCUCAUUCAAAAACCUUUAUUUAACAAUAAUAUUCGCGACAAUCAGAUAAAUAAGAUCUCUCAGACAUGGUCGUCCCUACGGAACAUGCUCUUAAUGAGGCGAUACAAGUAGCCCCGUUGGUACUUUCAGACGAUGUGAAGAGACAGAAGAUCGAACAAAGAUUGGCACGUUUGCAAUUUUCGGCCGCUACUGUCAGGAAGAUCCAGGAUGUUUUCGUGUCGGAGAUGAAUAAGGGAAUUCAUCAGCAGCCGUCAUCGCUGCAGAUGGAGAAUACUUACGUACCGGAGCUUCUCGAUGGCACAGAGGAGGGUUUGUAUUUGGCGCUGGACCUUGGAGGCACGAAUUUUCGAGUACUUCUUUUAGAGUUGGCUCAUGGUACACCUAUACGCGAAAAGGUGAAGAAAUACCACAUUAGCUCUGAUUUGAGAGUAGGCUCGGGGAUUCGUCUGUUUGAUUACCUAGCGGAAUGCGUCAGUGAUUUCGUCAUUGCACACGGUCUUCAGGAUGUAGAGCUUCCUCUUGGAUUUACCUUCUCCUUUCCGAUGAUUCAACAUUCGUUGGAUAUUGGAAUAUUGGUAACUUGGACUAAAACUUUCAAUUGUCCCGAUGUUGUCAACGAAGAUGCCGUGAAGCUGCUUCGCGAAGCUUUGGAUCGUCGAGGAGACACUAAAGUAAAAGUCAUGGCGAUCCUAAAUGACACGACAGGAACGUUGGUGCAAGGAUCAACGUUGGACCACGAUAUUGCCAUCGGACUUAUCUUAGGUACCGGUAGCAAUGCCUGUUAUCUUGAACGAGCCGAUAGAGUCGAGCAUUGGGAGACUGAGAGACACGGAGAACGCGAAGUUAUCAUCGAUAUUGAAUGGGGUGCAUUUGGAGACAACGGUGUCCUGGACUUCAUCAAAACGGAUUACGAUCGUGAAAACGACGCGAAUUCACUUAUUGUAAAUUCGUUUACGUUCGAAAAGUACAUCAGUGGAAAAUACCUGGGUGAGAUUGUGCGAGUGGUACUCGCAAAGUUAACUAAGGAAGGUCUUCUAUUUAUAGGGGAUCACACGCCCGGAUCUCUUUUAGUUCCGGGCAAUCUCACCAGCGAUUUAGUAUCUGAUAUUGAACAAGACUCUGUGGACGGUGGUGAUAGUAAUACGAAAGAAAUUCUGAUGAAGUUUGGUAUUGUUCCGGACGAAGAAGAUAUCAAAAUCGUACAAUAUGUUUGUGAAGUAGUGUCCAAUCGUGCAGCUCUUCUCGUUUCAAUUUGUCUAGCAGUUCUGUUGAAACGAAUCGACAAGAAGAAUGUCACAAUUGCUGUAGAUGGAUCUCUUUACAAGCACCACCCUAGACUAGAGACAUGGAUUAAACAAUAUAUUCCACUAUUAGCUCCUGAUCAUAAAUUCAAGAUGAUUCACGCUGAGGACGGAAGUGGAAAGGGUGCUGCACUAGUUGCUGCGAUUGCACAAAGACUUCACGAAAGAUUAGGCUAGUAGUAGGUAAAAGUUUCAAGUACGCUGGCGUAUAAGUUUCUUGUUAGUGGUGUGAACGAUUUGCAUCAGAUCUCUAGUUGAGCAAUUGUUCAGAGUAUAGUAUAACUUUAACGGCCAUGUACAGUCACAUUCCCUAUCUUAAUAACGUCAUCAUUCACAUUUUUAAUCUUCCACAUUCGAAGAUGUUGCAUAUAUUUUCGUUUAUAUUUUUAAUAUGGUUGCAUACAACUUGUUAUAUCGAUGGUGUUGUAAUUGAAGGCGUUUCGUCGUCAUUCGCUUCAUAUCACAGUGGUGAUAUUCGGGGGAGGAGUUUAUGUAUUGUAUAUUUUUACAAAGAAAACCUUUAGAAAGCAUACGAUUCCUAAAAGGAAUGUAAAAUGUCAUUUUAUCACAUGUCUUCGAAUGUUUGUGUACUUUGCUUAGAAUGCUACAUUCUACAGCGUUUUUGGAAGCUAUGUAUCUUCCUGAAUGCUUAUGUUUGAAUAUAUCGUAGAGUUUAUCUUUCUUACAUUGUUUAAAACAUUCGUGUCGUUAUUUGUUUCUUUUUAUCGUCUUUUACGCAAGGUAAAAGAAAUUAAUUGAAUCUUACCUGUUGGAGAUAUUUCUCGCAAUUUAGGAAAUGAAAUAACGUCGCACUGGUCGACAUUAAACAUUUUGACGAAAGUUUCAGAGUUCAAUAACUUUUAUAGGAAGCAUUAUCUCAAACUCUUUUGAAAACGCAUACAACGUAAAGUCGUUGGAAAUGAACCACUUAGUACAUGAC
Heterotrigona itama is the source of this 5743-nucleotide messenger RNA. NCBI's taxonomy places the organism in Eukaryota, Metazoa, Arthropoda, Insecta, Hymenoptera, Apidae. The record is from the annotation of a GenBank genome assembly.